AACAGAUUCCCUUGAAUUUUGAGUACACACACAUACACAACUCUCUCUGCAUCUCUCUGCUACACACAUACACCGACACACACACACACACACACACCACACAUACAAACAAAAGUACACAGGAUACACAUAAAGUCAUACAUAAUAAAAAAUUAUGAGUAAUCCAGGCAAAAAAACGCCAUUAAAAUUUGUCCAUCAUCCAGAUAGUUUUUUUGGCUGGCAAUUGCUUUACAACUCCGUACGCCAUAGCCUAUGCAAGAAUUCCGAUAUGCUAAUUGUUCUGGCCCAUUUUCUGUUCACCAAGCAAUACAAUUUCCGUAUUGUGAAUGCAGACGCCGAGACGAUUGAGGGAAAGGAGGACCCCCAACCGGCAACACUACGACAAUUGGCUAGCAGCAAUGACAAACGGAGUGAAUUAUUGCCAGAGGAUUGGAAUCAAGAUGCCCAGAAAUAUGCAUUGCAUUACAUGGAUGACGCCAAUCAACGGUAUGUGCUAUUGGCCAAAUUGACACGCAACGAUCUGGUUAUUAAUCUGCAGAACUCGACAAGCAAACGUAUGUCGAUCACGUGUCUGCAACCAAAAUCACUUGUCUGUUGCAUCCAUUCGCCAUCUAUUAGCCACACUAUACCCGAUGCCAAGAGCAUUCUAAUGCAAUUGCGUAGAGAUCUCGUCGAUCCAGUUGUGCACGGCAUCCGGAAACCAAAUCCAAUUACUUAUCCAAAUCAAUCCCAAACGAUUGGCGAAGACGAGACCGACAACAAAUCUGAGUCUCUAUAUUCGUUGCGCGAAAGCGAUGCAGAACCAGAGCAAAGCAAAUCGAACACCACAAUGGCGGUUUAUAAGAGCCUUAAGUCGGUGACAAGUCUGGACUCUGUUUAGAUCCGGCUAACCUUUACGUCAACGUGAAAUUUAACUGGAGAAGAUCAAUGUUCAUGAUAAUUGUGGUCCAUUAAUCAAUCAAUCAAUUAAAUAAUUUCCACUUAAGUACUA
Molecule: messenger RNA, 991 nt
Organism: Drosophila willistoni
Lineage: Eukaryota; Metazoa; Arthropoda; Insecta; Diptera; Drosophilidae
Product: proteasome inhibitor PI31 subunit
Exons: 2
Coding region: 155-880 (241 amino acids)
Biological process (GO): proteasome-mediated ubiquitin-dependent protein catabolic process
Molecular function (GO): proteasome binding; endopeptidase inhibitor activity
Source: RefSeq, a predicted model, not a curated record